AUGCCUCGUGGUCAGAAGAGUAAGCUCCGCUCUCGUGAGAAACGUCGCCAGGCCCAGGAGCAGACUCAGGAGCCCCAGGAGGCUCAGGUGUCUGAAGCUGCGGAGCCUUCCACCCUUUCUGCUGGUGAGGGUACUAGCCAGGGCUCCCCUGCUGCUGGAAAACCCCAGGCUCCUCAGAAAGCUUCCAAGGCCAGCACACAGGUCAAGGGCCGUGCAGCUCACUCCCACCCAAGAGGGAAAAAAAAUAUUGAGAUCCAAGAUAAUGAAAAGCCCAGUACCUCGAAGGCCUCACCCUCCACCGAGAACCCCCACGGAGACCUUCUCACCAGGAAAGAAAACUUGCUGGUGCAAUACCUGCUGCGCAAGUUCAAGAUGAACGAGCCCAUCAUAAAGGCAGACCUACAGAGGCUGAUCACUAGAAAGCACCGGAAGAGCUUCCCUGAGAUACUGCAGAGAGCCUCUGAGCGCCUGGAGCUAGUGUAUGGCCUUGACCUGAAGGAAGUCAGCCCCAGGGGUCAGUCCUAUACUCUGACCCACAAGGUUCUGAAGCCCAUCAAAGCUCCUAUGGCUCUUGAAAAAGAGUUUACAAAGAUCGGCCUCCUGAUGCCUAUCCUGGGCUUGAUCUUCAUGAAUGGCAGCCGCUCCAGUGAGAAAGAGAUCUGGGAAUUCCUGAAUAUGCUGGGGCUCUACGAGGGGAAGCAGCACCACAUCUUUGGGGAUCCCCAGAAGGCCAUGAUAGAUUACGUGCAGGAAGAGUAUCUGCAGUACGUCCAAGUGCCCAAAACCAAUCCUCCACGCUACGAAUACCUGUGGGGUCCCAGGGCCCACGCUGAAACCAGCAAGCUGAAAGUCCUCAAGUUUUUGGCCAGGAUCCAUGGGUGUACACCCACUGCCUUCACAUCCCACUAUGAAGAAGCGCUGCGAGAAGAGCUGGAGAACACCAAGAUCACCGAUGUAGCUGAGAAUGAUCCUCCAGCCACCACUGAGAUUCAUACCCAGGCUAAGGCCAAGGCCGAGGCCCAGGCCGAGGCCGAGACCCAGGCCGAGGCCGAGGCCAAGGCCGAGACCCAGGCCGAGGCCAAUAUCUCCCCCAUCGUUGAUUGA
Molecule: messenger RNA, 1104 nt
Organism: Echinops telfairi (small Madagascar hedgehog)
Lineage: Eukaryota; Metazoa; Chordata; Mammalia; Afrosoricida; Tenrecidae
Gene: MAGEB17
Product: MAGE family member B17
Exons: 1
Coding region: 1-1104 (367 amino acids)
Biological process (GO): negative regulation of transcription by RNA polymerase II
Cellular component (GO): nucleus
Source: RefSeq, a predicted model, not a curated record